GUCUUUCGGCGUUUUGGUGAAUUUUUUUGGGAUCUUCAGUCUUUCAGCAUUUUUGGUGAAUUUUCUUUGUAUCUUCGGUCUUUCGGCAUUUUCUUGGGGUCUUCGGCAUUUUGGUCUUUCAGAGUUAUAGUGAAUUUUCUUAGAGUCUUCGGCAUUUUGGUCUUUCGGCAUUUUGGUGAAUUUUCUUGGGAUCUUUGGUCUUCGGCGUUUUUGGUGAAUUUUCUUAGAGUCUUCGGCAUUUUGGUCUUUCAGAGUUAUAGUGAAUUUUCUUGGGAUCUCCGGUCUUCAGCGCUUUUAGAGAAUCUUGGUUUCUUCGGUCUUUCAGCGUUUUG
Dentiscutata heterogama is the source of this 332-nucleotide messenger RNA. NCBI's taxonomy places the organism in Eukaryota, Fungi, Glomeromycota, Glomeromycetes, Diversisporales, Gigasporaceae. The record is from the annotation of a GenBank genome assembly.